Saccharomyces eubayanus is the source of this 3054-nucleotide messenger RNA. RefSeq names its product Cin1p (gene CIN1). Gene Ontology annotation, molecular function: GTPase activator activity; beta-tubulin binding. The record is from RefSeq and is a predicted model, not a curated record. Gene Ontology annotation, biological process: tubulin complex assembly; post-chaperonin tubulin folding pathway; microtubule cytoskeleton organization. Bases 1 to 3054 code for a protein of 1017 amino acids. Lineage: Eukaryota; Fungi; Ascomycota; Saccharomycetes; Saccharomycetales; Saccharomycetaceae. The transcript has a single exon.
AUGUCUACUACCCAGAGUUUGCUAAGCUCGAUACUGUCCGGAGUGCGCAGUGUGUCUCCUGACACGCACCGGCAGACGAUUGUCGCGAUUAACAGAUUUCAAGACGAUCCGGCCCUGCUGGACUCCAUAGUGGCCAACUGUGUGCCCCCUUUGGUCGAUUCGUUCUUCCACGUGUCCCUGCAAGAUCAGCGGCUCGCCGCAGAACUGUUCUACAAUCUUGACAAAAUCUCCCACUCAAUGGUCCUUAAAUCACUAGAUACAAAUAUUUUUAGAUUAGACGACAUCGUACACUAUUUACACAACCAAGCCCCGCCCUCUUCCUUCGCCGACGUCUUGUGCAUCUAUCUAAACCUGUCUUGGCUCAGCGUCAUUCUGCUCUCCCCUUACACUUUCAAAGACAGGUUCGACGAAACUCUUCGAGCAUCAGCUCGGUUCGACACCUACCCGAUCUGCGUCCCUCCGAUCUGUAAGAUCAAGGCCAUUCUAUACUUCAAGAACUACACGCAUGGCUUCGACCAGAUCCCAGAACCGGAUCGCUCAAACGUCCCUCUGCUCAACCAGUUUCUGAAACUGUUCGUUCGCUCGCAGAACGCAAGAACUUACUUCUCGGAGGAGAACCUGCUGCAUCUACUGCACCUUGCCUUGUCCGCCCAGGCAAUCAAGCUCUUACCGAAACUGUUCCGGGUUUCGUACGACCACGCAUCCCACAAUGUCCUCGAUGCCAUAGUGGAAUUUUUCCAAGAACAUCUGGAUUCGAGUUCCACGGAUACGCGCUUCCAGUUGUCGCACUCCUUUGCCAAGAUCAUCAAGUUCCUCCACCAGGUGGACCCAUCCACGUCCCUCGAACUCAGCGGGUACACCAUCGAAAACACCGUUUCCAUGCUACACGAGCCUUUGGACUCCAUCGACAGCAACGAGCUACACACCUCUCUCUUGGUUAUUGCCGAAUUGGCCCUGGCCAAAACCCUCCCCACAGAACUGAUCAAUCAGGUCCUGACCCAGAUCAUCCCCACGACCUGCCAUUUCCAGCAAUCUCAAUUCCAGAUCAUCAAGGGUCACCACAUUAGAGACUCAACAAAUUUCAUCAUCUGGUCUAUAAUACGAUCAAAUAAUAACAACUUGGCACCUCAGAUACUGAAAUCCCUACUGUCUCACCUACUGAUAAAUGCCUUUUUCGAUCCAGAACUCAUCAUUAGAUACUCGAGUUUCGCUGCUCUCCAAGAACUAUUGGGCAGGUCCAACAAAUCUCUGGCGCUGGACCAAACUGAUAUAGCCUCUAUACUGCAGGCAAACUGGAAAGACUUGCCAAGCUCGUUUGAAGACAACUCAGACUUGAUCCGUAAACUGUUCCAUCCUGGGAGCACCGCCAACACGUCUGUCUGCGUGUGGGACGUUUUCGUUCAUUGGUCCUUCAAUUGGAAUUUACUCGAUAAUCUACAUUUGACCACGAUGAAACUUAACAUAGAUCACAAUUUACUUCCCUUGAUCAAAUCGCAAUUUGACCCGCCUCAUUUACUGCACUCCAUCUUAAACAGACCGGGAAACUCGCUCAUACAAAACUGUCAAAUAUUAUACUUACAUUUGAAACUAUUUGAAAAUGGAGUAAACCACACCACGACAAGGCAGCUUUGUAUAGACAUUUUCCGAAAUAAGAUCAGUUCACAUUUCACUUUCCAGGGGAAACUGAAGAAAAAGCACUACAAUGAUAACUCGCCUGAACCUUUUGAAAUGUUUGUCAUUCUCAAGUACUGGCAAUUGAUGGGGCAACGUGAUUUCGACCAGGAUUUGUUUUGGAGAUUCGUCACCAUAAUAGCGCCACAGAAAAAACUAACCUUAUACAAUGAAUUCAUCCCUACUACGCAACAAAUUAUAUCCCAGUGCGUCGGUCUGAAUUAUAAUACAGCAGUUCAAUGCAUUAAGUCAGGUAACGAAUUGGCUUGCCACUCAAUAUGCCAUUUGCCUGAUCAAGAAAAAUUUUGCUCUCUUUUCUUUUCUCUGUUUCCUACGUUGACAUCACAGUCCAAAUCGAUCCUGAUAGAUGAACUUGAAAACCAUUGGGAGAAUAAAAUAAGUGCUAUACCGCCAAAUUCUUACCAAAAGUUUUUUGACAUCAUUAUAAACUGUCUGGAUGACUAUACAAUAACUCAGCAAGGUGAUGUAGGACGUCUGGUAAGAAUACAAGCGCUAAAACUUAUACAAGCACAUUUUGAUUUGUUCUCUGGUAACGGCGACAUCUUAAAGGCAAAAUUAACAAGAUUAGUGGCAGAGCCUGCCCUAGAGAUCAAAAAAUUAAGUUUCCAGUUACUCGCUCCAACUACCUCGCAAAAUACCGAAAUAUCUGACUCUUUGAUACUCAAUUUUCAACAUGGACAAGGUCAAACUAAAGAAUUCUGGAAAGGCUACAUGAUAAGCGCGGGUGCAAUAAAUUUUGCCGACUCUCAGCUGACUUCAUCUAUCGAUUCAUUUAUUGUGUAUUUUAGGUCUUUAACCGCUUCUCAACAACUUGAGCUUUGUAAUGAUCUGAUCAGAAUAAUCCCAACUGCUAAACAAGUGGGCGAGUCCAAAAAACAUGAUUUCAAACAAGAUCCUUUAACGGGCGGCAUGCGAUUUGAUACCGUAAAGUUCGCCAUCAAUUGUUUAAAAUUCUGGACAAGGAUCAUGGAGUCUGGGUUAGUUAUUUUACACCAGGAUUUCAAUUUUCAAGGCGUCUUCGCUAAAUUAUAUAAUCUACACCUACUAGAUUAUGUGACAUUAAGAGUUAACGUGGUUAGAUUCUUCCCCUUUUUGGCGAUCUCUUAUCACCACACAAUGAAAGAAACGACUGAAAAAAUCACACUUGAUCUUGUCAAUUCCAUUUUAAAAAGGCUCUUGGUUAUUGUGAAGCGUGAAUAUAUGGCAACAAAAUCAAGAUUCAUGGCAGAUCAAAAUAUUGCUUUACAAGGUAUAUUCCAAAUACUACUGGAAUUGGAUGCCAUGAGGCAACUUGAAACUUUACAGAUGGCUUGUAGAAAUGCAAACUUUACGAAUAUUUUAGAGUCUGAUAUUACUUUAUAG